AUGCAAAGUCCUACGGUUGAACGGGUGGUCAGGCUGAAGAUCCAACAGGCUGUGAUACCCAGCAUACCGCCGAUAGAUGGUCUGCCCAUGCGGCGGUGGUCCAUGGAUAUUUGCCUCGUGGGCCCACAGGGAGAAGAGGUACCUGCGCGUAUCUUCGAGUCGUGCACGUACUUUCUGCACCCGACGUUCGAGCAUCCAAAAAGGCGCUUCACCGUUCCACCAUUCCGGCUGGAUGAGCAGGGCUGGGGGGAGUUCGACUUCAAGAUCGUCGCCAAGUUCAUCCAGAAUGGCGGCCGGGCUACCAUCAACCACGAGCUGUCGUUUUCGGAGAGCGCCGUCGCGGUCGACUUCACCAUCAUGGUACCGUACCACAUUGAUGAGCUCCGUAAGGUAUUAUUAGAAAGCGGGCCAGUGCCCGACUACAGUAUAGAAGACCGGGACGACCACCCAGUGAGGCAGAAGAUACCCCAAAUGGCGACUGCCAUCGCGGCUGCGAACGAGGAGAUUGUGGGCGAGGUAGUGAAAACUAUAGUUGCGUAUCCAGGAGUCAGUGAUGCACUGCUGAAGCGUCGCCACAGGACAGAGGAAUUCGUUAUUCAACUGGGACAGCUGCCAAGCAGUGUACUGGAGAUUUUAUUUAAUAUUUUACAGGGACAAUACUAG
Molecule: messenger RNA, 663 nt
Organism: Eremothecium gossypii ATCC 10895
Lineage: Eukaryota; Fungi; Ascomycota; Saccharomycetes; Saccharomycetales; Saccharomycetaceae
Product: transcription initiation factor TFIID subunit 14 family protein
Exons: 2
Coding region: 1-663 (220 amino acids)
Biological process (GO): regulation of DNA-templated transcription
Source: RefSeq, marked provisional